Aspergillus eucalypticola CBS 122712 is the source of this 987-nucleotide messenger RNA. RefSeq lists its product as uncharacterized. The transcript has 11 exons. The record is from RefSeq and is a predicted model, not a curated record. NCBI's taxonomy places the organism in Eukaryota, Fungi, Ascomycota, Eurotiomycetes, Eurotiales, Aspergillaceae. The coding region runs from base 1 to 987 and encodes 328 amino acids.
AUGGCGGUAGGGAUUCUAUUCCUUCAAACUAAGAACCCACAGUGGGCUUUCCACUGCCUGUUCGGUGAAAUUUCCUUGACUCAAAGGCCCCAUGGUAGCAUCGCAUCCGGAGACUUGCUGACAGGUCUCUCUGUCUAUGGCGUCGAUCAGGCCCAGUGUGGAUUGCCAAUCAUCGGACGCAUGCUUUCUGCUGAUCCUUUUUACGUGAUAAUUUUCUUGAUGAACCCCGGACUUCUGUCUGAGUUGUGCUUGACACUUGGCGAAUGGCGAGAAUCGCGAUUGCGGGCUCCUGGAUCCAGUAGCUUCGCAGUUGAUGCGGCUAGAUGCAGCUGCCACUACCACCUAAUAAGAUCCAGGAUCCGUACGCAAUGCAACGCAUCUGAGGGGAAGGGUGAGAGAUGGAAAAUCCAAGGGGGAACAGGCGCUGUACGGAGGAAACAAGGAAGCGUAAUUCUCAGCCGCGCUUUUACACAGCGUGAACCAGGGACCCUCAGAUUAUGCAUGGAGAGGCUGCGUAGUCCAACCAGAUGGGAAGAAUUGCUCUCGACGAUCCCUCUUUUUCAGAAACGACUCAUGCAUGCUUACUUUCUCAACGCCGCAUCAGCCCAGCGAUCCGAUCUCUGGCGGUCCGGCUCUGCUGAGGGGCAAUGUGAUGCAUCUCUCGGGCUAGGUCCCAGGAAUGCAGCAGCAGCAGCAGAAGCAGCAGCAGAAGCUAGAAGGCUUCCUUUCACUUGCGUCGUCGUCGCUGAGGGCAUCCCCAUAUUGUCGAAGAGAAUAAAUCCCCGAGCAAAGGGAUUUGGAAUUUGGGAAUUGGCUGCAGCCUUUGCUGGGAUGGGCCCUCUUGACAGAGACCGGGGUUGGCAGCAGCAGCAAAAGCAGCAACUCCUCGUCGCCCCUGUGCGCCCUCCCCGAACAAACCCAAGCAAGAACACGCGACUAAAGAACGGGUACAGAAUAGGUAGGCAGCCUCCAAAAGCCUCAGUAUAA